CUAAACUCACAACAGUACAAUCAAUCUGUAUAUGAAGUAAAGCACGCUUGUUAUACUCACUGUGGAACUUAGGGGGUUAAUCCUCUGCAUUGUGUAAAAAAGAUGUUUGAUUCUGUCUUCUCUGAUCCUCCCCUUCUUCCACAGUCCCCAUUUCAUCUCCUGAUAGAACAGAGCCUUUGGGACAAGCUGCACAUGCUCAGUUUAGUGUGUAUUGCUAGAGAGAUUUUUUUUUUUUUUUUCUUGGGAGGGGUGCAUGUGAUCAGCACAGGGCCAAUCAGUACUGUCCAGACACUGGGUCAGGGGUCAUAUAGCCUCAUAACACAAUCAGGGGAGAAUGGAAACUCCUCCUACAAGCUUUAACCUGUGCUCUGCUGGACACUGAUAGAAAUGAGAAAAUGUAUUUAGCAGUUUAUAUUUACUAAAAUAAUUGCAUUUCCAUGUUCUGUGUACUGUGGGAGACCAGAUAUAGUGAAU
Molecule: messenger RNA, 474 nt
Organism: Staurois parvus
Lineage: Eukaryota; Metazoa; Chordata; Amphibia; Anura; Ranidae
Source: the annotation of a GenBank genome assembly